AGCUCCCAGAAGGCUGUGCGCGGCGUGUGGUGAUGAUGUAUUGGGAUGUGUGUUGUGGAAGUGGUGCUGAUCCGGGGUGUAGUGCCACCUGGUGACGUUGGCAGUACCUGGCGGACAGGAGGAGAUAUGGAAGGUGGUAAGCAGAGGAGCGGGCGGCUGUGAGGAAAAUUAAGCCAUGUGCAAAAUAAGGCCAUCUGGAGAGUCUGAUUUUCAAUGUCAUCAUUGCCAGUAGCAGAAAGAAGCCAUGAAGAUUUACAUUGUGUGGGUUUUACCUCUGCACCUGUGUUGCCACCUGAUGCAUGCAGCGGAGCAUGAAGGGGUAGCUAAACAUGCCAUCAAGCUACAUCGAGGCAAAGGAGCAACAGCCAGCCAGAAAAAGGAGUGGCUACUCAAUAACUGCCGAAAAUUGUCUGGGCUACUUCAUCAGAAGCAUGUGGUGCUUAAUAAACUAAAAAAUGCUAUCAAAGCUGUGGAAAAAGAUUCCGGAUUGUCUCCUGAAGAGAAACUCUUUCAAGUGCACACAUUCGAAAUCUUCCAAAAGGAGCUAAACGAGAGUGAGAACUCUGUGUUUCAAGCAGUUAAUGGGCUACGCAGGGCUUUGCAAGGAGAUUACAAAGAUGUAGUGAACAUGAAAGAAAGCAGCAGACAGAGGCUGGAAGCUUUAAGAGAAGCUGCUAUAAAGGAAGAGCAAGAAUAUGUGGAGCUUCUUGCAGCUGAAAAACAUCAGGUGGAAGCCCUUAAGAACAUGCAACACCGAAAUAAAAGUCUUUCUAUGCUUGAUGAGAUUCUUGAAGAUGUAAGAAAAGCUGCUGAUAGGCUCGAGGAAGAGAUUGAAGACCAUGCUUUUGACGACAAUAAGGCUAUACGUGGUGUAAAUGUGGAAGCAGUCUUGCGAGUGGAAGAAGAUGAAAUGAAAAGGAAUACAUCUCAACGCCAAGUAGAUGAUGACUUGGGACUCAGUAUGCUUAUUGACUCUCAAAAUAACCAGUACAUAUUGACCAAGCCAAGAGAUUCCACUAUGCCCCGUGCUGACCAUCACUUUAUCAAGGAUAUUGUUACUAUAGUAAUGCUAUCUCUUCCUUGUGGAUGGUUGUGUACAAUGAUAGGACUGCCAACUAUGUUUGGUUAUAUCAUGUGUGGAGUUCUUUUAGGACCAUCUGGAUUAAACAGUAUAAAGUCUAUCGUUCAAGUGGAAACUCUCGGGGAGUUUGGUGUCUUUUUCACCCUUUUUCUUGUUGGUUUAGAGUUUUCUCCAGAAAAACUGAGAAAGGUAUGGAAAAUAGCUGUGCAAGGACCAUGCUUAAUGACUGUUCUGAUGAUUGCAUUUGGUUUGCUUUGGGGCCACUUCCUGCAAAUCAGACCUACUCAAAGUGUUUUCAUAUCAACUUGUUUGUCUCUGUCAAGCACACCCUUGGUAUCCAGAUUUCUUGUGGGUGGGUCUCGUGGAGAUAAAGAUGGCGAAAUUGACUAUAGCAGUGUACUACUUGGCAUGCUUGUAAUGCAGGAUGUCCAGCUAAGCCUGUUCAUAGCUGCAAUGCCAACUCUUAUUCAAGCAGGCGGGAACACUUACUCCAGUGUAGUCCUGGAGGUUUUCCGAAUACUGGCACUGAUUGGACAAAUCCUUUUUUCCUUGCUUGCGGUCUUUCUUGUCUGUCUUAUUAUGAAGACCUAUCUCAUUGGACCUUAUUAUCGAAAGCUGCAUACAGAAAGUAAAGGAAAUAAGGAAAUUCUGGUCAUGGGAAUUUCUGCAUUUAUUUUUCUUAUGCUCACGGUUACUGAACUACUGGAUGUAUCAAUGGAACUAGGGUGCUUCCUUGCUGGAGCUCUUAUCUCUUCCCAAGGACACAUGGUCACAGAGGAAGUUAUGUCAUGCAUUGAACCCAUUCGAGACUUCCUGGCUAUCAUAUUCUUUGCAUCUAUAGGGCUUCAUGUAUUCCCAACAUUUGUAAUUUAUGAGUUGACUAUUCUGUUGUCCUUAACGUUAACAUUGGUGCUAAUGAAGUUUGUUUUAGCUGUGCUAGUCCUGUCUUUGAUCCUGCCAAAGAGCAGCCAGUAUAUCAAGUGGAUUGUAUCUUCUGGUCUGGCCCAAGUCAGCGAAUUUUCUUUUGUUUUAGGCAGCAGAGCCCGCAGGUCUGGGGUAAUUUCUCGCGAGGUUUACCUCCUCAUCUUGAGUGUGACAACAUUAAGUCUUCUGCUGGCACCAGUCCUGUGGAGAAUAGCGAUCACCAAAUGUGUACCAAGACCAGACAAACGGCUAAGCACUUAAAACUAUUGGUUAAUCAGUUCUGCCCACUGGUGCAACAUAGUGUGGCAUAAAUCUACAGUAUAUCAUAACUCAUGUUUUUCAUUGAGAACCAUGUAUUCAACAAACGUAUUCUUUUGGUUGUUACUGGAAAUAACCAUUUCAGAUUUGCCCAUGGUUCAGCUUACAUUACUGGUACAGUGACUUCCUGGAGAUAAUCUUGAAAUUUUUUUCCUCUAUGUGCCUUUUUUAAUAUAAAUCUUAUUUUAAUUAAUUUCCGUUAAAAACACAGUCUUUGAAGUAUUUUUUUAAUUGCACUACCAUGCUAGGCCUGCUGAAUGAAGGGGCAGGUAAAUUAAUAAUGGAAAACGGAGAAGCUUUUAGGGAGGUUGUAGAUUGUUAUGUAUUUGGAAUGAAUAUUUCAUUGUUAUUUCUAAGACUUGCUAUAGUUCUAGACAUCAUUGAGGCACAGUGUCCUCUUUUGGGGCUGACCAAGCACCAUGUUCUCUGCAAUCACCUAUACAGUAUAAUUUUGCUGAAUCUACUGUGUUGUUGAAAUCUUUCAUACAAAGGGAGUUUAUAUAUGUUUUUGCUUUUAUAUAUUGUUUUUUUUUUUUUUUUUAACAUUAAUAGGAAGGGAAACUGGUCGGCCUGUAUCUGAUGAAAUUGCUAAGGUUGGCUUUAUAUGUUUACAUUGCUGUGCCCAUAAAAGUUUAGCUAUCCCUGCACACAACAAAAAGCAUUUUAUUUUUAUGUAGAUGUCUUGCCUGUUGCACAAACCCUUAACAGUUUAACUGCUGGUAUUCUAAAGUACUGACUGUUAUUCAAGCUACACACAAGUUUUCAUUUGAAAACUCAAAUUUUAAAUUUAAUGCGAAAAACAAUUAUAACAAUUUUGAGUUAUUGAAAAUUUGAUGUAUAAUCUGUGUAUAAGUCUCAGAUUAAUGAAGCAGCCUAGCAUGUCGAAAAAAUAUCCUUUAUCAUUUUUGAAUUGGCUGCAUAUUAUAAAAUUGCAGAAACUAUAUUAGUAUAAUACAAAUACGAAUUUGAAGGUUUUCUACUGGGAAAACCUUUCAACCAUUCCAGUGUAUAGAGACCAAAGGAAGUAACAGAAUGUUACCUAUUUAGAGGACACUAAAGCUCUAUUGACUGCUGCUAUUUAUCAGCCAUCCGGACACUAAGACCAAUAGUAGCUUUUGAAACUUGUUAAAUGAGAAUGCAAAACAAAUUAAUAGGUACGUAGGCUGUUGGGAAAGGGCAGUGGGGGGAGGAGUGGGCAGCUGUACAUCCCCCUUUUUUUAUAUAUAUAUAUAUUUCUUUGUCCAUGUUUAAUACUCCUGUUUGAAAUAUUGCUUACACAGAUAAAUAACACUUCUGUGAAUAAAUUCAGCUAGGAGAAUAUACACUGCUCAAAAAAAUUAAAGGAAUACUUUGAAAACACAUCAGAUCUUAAUGGGGAAAAAUAUCAUGCUGGACAUCUAUACAACUGGGUAAUGUGUUAGAAACGAAAGGAUGCCACAUCGUUUGAUGGAAAUGAAAUUGAUCAAACUACAGAGGGCUGAAUUCAAAAACACCCCAAAAAUCAAAGUGAAAAAAUGAUGCGGCAGGCUAGUCCAUUUUGCUGAAAACUCAAAAUGGUACUCGGUAGUUUUUAUGGCCCCCACGUGCUUGUAUGCAUGCCUGACAAUGUCAGGGCAUGCUCCUAAUGAGAGGACAGAUGGUGUCCUGGGGUAUUUC
Molecule: messenger RNA, 3979 nt
Organism: Rana temporaria (common frog)
Lineage: Eukaryota; Metazoa; Chordata; Amphibia; Anura; Ranidae
Gene: SLC9D1
Product: transmembrane and coiled-coil domains 3
Exons: 13
Coding region: 245-2266 (673 amino acids)
Biological process (GO): proton transmembrane transport; potassium ion transmembrane transport
Cellular component (GO): membrane
Molecular function (GO): potassium:proton antiporter activity
Source: RefSeq, a predicted model, not a curated record